GUCCCUCUCUCCCCUCUCGUCCAGCUCUCGCAAAGAGCUCCUGACCAUCAGAUUUUUGUGCCAGAAUUCCUAUCGAACAACGCCGCCGUUUCCCCUCCCGACCGUCUUCCAGGUCGCCGCUCUGUCCAUGCAUCCACUCGUCCAGGCGUCCACUCCAUUCUUGAGGCGCCUCAAAACAAGAUUCCACGUCCCGACAACUCUCGUGGCAGUAGGCGGACUGCCUUGGCGAGUCAUCUACGUCCAGACGCGCCAGGUUGAAGAGCCGCCCGCGAGUCGGCGGCAUGCGAUGCUCUCUGCUCGGUCGCAAGCUCGGCGCGCUGCAUCGCGGCAAUCGCGCCGGCGAUGGCUCCUCGGCGUCGCCGUGAUGCUCCUGAUGGGGACGAGCCUCCAGAUGGCCUCGUCUCUCCCCCCCGCUGCCUUCCUCCCGCUGCUGGACCCGGCCUUUCCUGCCGACCUCUGUGGCUCGUGGGCCGUCGACUACGCGGCCCUGCACUCCCGCAUGCGCGCUGCUAGCGCCGCUCAACAUGCCGCGCCGCUGCUGCUGCUGCUGCUGCUGCUGCUGGUGCUGGUGGGGGUGGGGUGGGGGUGGGGGUGGUGGUGGGGGUGGGGGUGGUGGUGGGGGUGGGGGUGGGGGUGGUGGUGGGGGUGGGGGUGGUGGUGGGGGUGCAAGUACUGGUGCCACUGCAUCCAGUGCAGCAGCAGCAGCAGCAGCAGCACCGCUGUCGUUCCCACCUCCUCCCACCAACUCCUCCUCCCCUCCCACCUCCUCUCCUUCCCCCCCCCUCCGCUUCCUCACCUACGAUUGGCUCGACCAGUGCGGGGGCCUCGGUGACUCACUCGUGGGCCUCGCCACGUCAUUCGCUGUCGCGCUGUUGGACAACCGCGCCUUCCUUAUCCGCCACGCGUGCCUCCCCUGGGCCUUCCAGCCCGCCCUGGUGGACUGGACCCUAUCCUCUGAUAUCCCCCUCUCCCCCGCCCCGCCCAUCCCCCGCGAUAAGCUAUCGGAGAAGAAGCACUGGGAGGAAUGGCAGGGGGAGGUUCAACCGGGGGAGGUGGUACUGCUAGAUCUGCUGAAUCGGAACGCGAAUCCUGAUUGGUUCUUUCUGGGUGGCAAAGAGGGCGGCAAGGCGGGCGGCAAGGGGGGCGGCUUGUCUCAGAACGCAGUGAAUGUACGGGUGAGGUGGAAUCGCGGCAUGCUGACUAGGAUGCUUGCGGGCCCGUGGACGGGGGGGAGGGCGAGGCGGUUACACGAGAUGGGCCUGCGGUUACCGUACGCUUUCGGAUGCAUCCUGAGAUUCCUGUUCAAGCCAAACCCGGAGGUAUGGGAGCGAGUGCAGGCAGUGCAGCAGCAGCUGGUGGCAGGCUCGGCAGCAGGUUCGGGUGCCGGACCUCUCGUAACCGUCGGAUUGCAUGUCCGGCUUCCAGAUGCUGAUGUGGCAUGGCAGGAGAGGGCGAGGCAGGAGGAGACGCAAGGGGAGGGUAAUGCCACAACAGGGAAUGUUGCAGCAGGGAAUGUGACUUUAGCGAAUGUGACACUGGGUACUGAGGAGGAGACAGCGUUGCUCAAAGGAGUGUGGAAGUGGGUGGCGUGUGCCGAGGCCAUAGAGCAGUUCUGGCUGCCCCCGUCCCUCUCGGUGCGAUGGCUGCUCGUCACCAACUCUGCCCGACUUAAGCUGGCGCUCAAGGGGAAAUACCCUGACAAGGUAGGGAAACAUAUUUUUUUGCCUGGUGGUGACAUCUGCAUCAUGCCACGUCACUCCAACCUCCUCCAUACAAGCCAACUCGAUAUGGUCCCAGUCCGGAAGCUGGCAGAGUGGCCGGCGGGUUCACCCUCUACAUCCGUUCGUGCUGUGCCCACACCCAGCAACAGCAGCGCCGAAUCUGAGCCGUUGAUACAGGUUACCUGUGAGCCGUUGAUUGGUUGUGGACACCCAAUAGGGCCUACAUCACUGACAGCAGGAAGAAAGCUCAUGGAAACCGAUGCAGGAGCUGCACCCGUGGCAGCAGCAGCGGGAGCAGCAGCAGCAGCAGCAGCAGCAGCGCCAGCAGGAGCACCAUCGUCAGCAGGCACUGCUGAGUGGGACAGCAGGGAGGCGUUUCUGGACAUUGUGGCUGACUGGCUGCUGCUGGCGGGGUGCAACACCCACGUGCUCUCCCAGUCGGGCUACUCCGCCACCGCCGCGUUCUACUCGCUGCGGCCCUUCGCGGCUUUCAUGCCCGACAAGUGUGUUCCGGAGGCUCCCAUGCACGCUGACCUGCUCGGGAGGCUGCGCAGCGGCGUGUAAUGCAGCGGCUUAUUGGCAGGCUGCAAUGCUGACAUGCUCUCCGAGUCUGGACAUUUGAGGCGCCUCAAAAACAACGGCAACGCACUCUCCUAGUCUGGAUGCUCCGCCACUGCUGCUGCUGCCGUCUAUGCCCUGUGUGCGGCCCGUCACCACUUACAUGCCUGACAAGAGCGUUUUGGAGGCUCCCAUGCACGCUGACCUGCUCGGGAGGCUGUGCAGCGGCGUGUAGUGUGUAUGUAGGUGGUGUCUUAUUGCUGUCGGGGUGCAACACCCACGUGCUCUCGCACUCUGGCUGCUUUGCCACUGCCGCUACUUGUGCUCUCAUCACUGUGCCCCUUUGUGUCCUACAAGCCUUAUAAGUGCGUGCCUUACAUCCCCAUA
Closterium sp. NIES-67 is the source of this 2666-nucleotide messenger RNA. NCBI's taxonomy places the organism in Eukaryota, Viridiplantae, Streptophyta, Zygnematophyceae, Desmidiales, Closteriaceae. The record is from the annotation of a GenBank genome assembly.